AAAAAAAAAAAAACACUUAGUUAACUAAAGAUUGGUCCGUAAAUAAAAAUUUUAAGGACCAAAUCUUUAUAGAUAUGGCGGCUUGGCAUUGGGUGGGGAGGGUAUUGUGUUUCGUUUGGAGAGAAAAACAAUUCACUCCUUCUCCGCCUCACUCCUUCCCGAAACGUCGUCUCUUGGACGUCACUCGUGUUCGGGCUAGUUCAAAACGGUCACUUCUCUUCCGUGUUGCUUGAGUUCUUGGAAAUGCGACGAGAAGGUGUUUUCCCAAACGACUUCACUUUCCCUUGCGCCUUCAUAGCCGCGGCUUCUUUGCGGUUGUCAGUUACGGGGAAACAGAUUCAUGGGCUUUCUGUGAAGUGUGGACGUCUACUUGAUGUCUUUGUUGGCUGUAGUGCUUUUGAUAUGUAUUGUAAGACCAAGCUUAGGGGUGAUGCUCGCAAGAUGUUCGAUGAAAUUCCUCACAGGAAUCUUGCAACUUGGAAUGCUUUUUUAUCUAACUCUGUCACUGAUGGAAGGCCUAGGGAAGCUGUUGGAGCUUUUAUUGAGUUCAGGAAGAUUGGUGGACACCCCAAUUCCAUAACUUUUUGCGCUUUCCUUAAUGCUUGCUCAGAUGAGUUGUUACUUAGUCUAGGUGAGCAGUUGCAUGUGCUUGUGUUUUGUAGUGGGUUCGAUACAAUUGUGUCAGUGUGUAAUGGGUUGAUCAACUUCUAUGGAAAGUGUAAGAAGAUUCACUGCAGUGAGACUGUGUUUGCUGAAAUGGGGACAAAAAAUGAUGUUUCUUGGUGUUCCUUGGUGGCGGUGUAUGUGCAGAAUCAUGAAAACGAGAAGGCGUCUUUGUUGUUCCUAUGUUCAAGGAAGGAGUUUGUUGAGACUUUUGAUUUUAUGAUCUAGCACUCUGAGUGCGUGUGCUGGUAUGGCAGGUCUUGAGUUGGGGAGAUCGGUUCAUGCUCACGCUGUGAAAGCUUGCGCUGAAAGGACUAUCUUUGUGGGAAGUGCACUAGUUGACAUGUAUGGAAAAUGCGGAUGUAUACAAGAUUCUGAACAAGCUUUCGGUGAGAUGCCUAAAAAGAACUUAGUGACGAUGAAUUCACUGAUCGGUGGAUAUGCUCAUCAGGGUCAGGUUGAUAUGGCAUUGGCGUUAUUUGAUCAAAUGGCACCACAUGGUUCUGGUCCGUCUCCAAAUUGUGUCCAAACAUUUUACAUGUUUUUAAAUUUAAUAUUUUUUUAUUGCUAA
Molecule: messenger RNA, 1234 nt
Organism: Brassica napus (rape)
Lineage: Eukaryota; Viridiplantae; Streptophyta; Magnoliopsida; Brassicales; Brassicaceae
Product: pentatricopeptide repeat-containing protein At4g14850-like
Exons: 1
Coding region: 244-891 (215 amino acids)
Biological process (GO): RNA modification
Cellular component (GO): intracellular membrane-bounded organelle
Molecular function (GO): RNA binding; protein binding
Source: RefSeq, a predicted model, not a curated record